Hemicordylus capensis (graceful crag lizard) is the source of this 3058-nucleotide messenger RNA. RefSeq names its product colony stimulating factor 3 receptor (gene CSF3R). The coding region runs from base 269 to 2920 and encodes 883 amino acids. Gene Ontology annotation, biological process: cytokine-mediated signaling pathway. The transcript is spliced from 16 exons. Gene Ontology annotation, cellular component: membrane; external side of plasma membrane; signaling receptor complex. Gene Ontology annotation, molecular function: cytokine binding; cytokine receptor activity. Lineage: Eukaryota; Metazoa; Chordata; Lepidosauria; Squamata; Cordylidae. The record is from RefSeq and is a predicted model, not a curated record.
CACAAAGUUCCUUCCUUCCUGAGAGCGGGCUUGGACACAUCAUAACGCCUCUGGGGGAGAAGACAUUUGCAGUGAUCUUGCUCAAAGAGAGAGAGAGAGAGAGAGAGAGAGACGGAGGGCUUCAGCGCACAGCUUGGUGCCGGGCGGGUGGCCUUCCGCUUCUCUUCUGACUGGGGGCAGGCAAGUGCUCUCCAGCGCGCGCUCUUCCCCGAAAGAGCGGAGUCGGUGGACGCCAAGCAGAGGCCAUGUCAGAGCCCUGAGCGAAGCCAUGGCGGCAGCAGCGGCAGCUACGCAGGAGCGCUGGGGGAGGCGGCUGCUGCUGCUGGGGUGCUGCCUCGUCUCCCUUCUGCUCCCAGCAGCAGGGGCCUCAUCCUGCAGCAACCUGGCUGUGGAGCAACCCGUCGUCCUCUUGGGAGCAACAGCCACCGCUUCUUGCACCAUCUGGAGAAACCGCUGCCCCAUUCCAGGGGAUGGAGACAUCCAGAUGGUGUGGAAGCUGGAUGAGGAGUCUCUCCAGGGGACCCAGUUCAGCCCUGGCCCUGGCGUGGAAGUCUCCAACAUCACCGUUGGCCCGCUCCACAGGAACGUGACCACUCUGAGCUGCUGCAUCAAGAGCAAAGGGAGCCUGCAGAUCAUGAACCUGACGCGUCUCCAUGCCGGCUAUCCUCCUUCACAACCCCAGAACAUCAGCUGCAUCAUGAACGCCACCACCAUGAAUCUGACGUGCCAGUGGGCCCUUGACCAGGAUAGCCUCCUGACAGGCAGCAGAAUUACCCUGAAAGGCUUCAGGAGCCGGCGGGAUUGUGACGUCCGCCUGGAGGCCAUCGCAGAUUGCAUCCCACCAGCGGGCCAGAACUCCUGCACGUUUCCUCGCCAAAGCCUUCACCUCUACCAAAAUAUGAUCUUCCAGGUGACGGUGGAGAACGCGCUGGGGGCUGUGGAGUCAGAGCCCCUGUGCACAGACCCGAUGGAUGUAGUCAAGCUGGACCCCCCGGCCCUGUGGGAAGUCCAGUCCGUCCCGGAGGAGACCGACUGCGUGUCUGUGGAGUGGGAGGCGGCGACAGGCAGCGUCCACAUGGAGCUGGCGUGUGAGCUGCGCUACCGGCCAGAGGGAGAGCAGGGAUGGCAGCUGGUCCACAACAUCACCAGCUCCAGCCCGAAGGCCCCGCACUGCGGUUUGUUCUUUGGCACUCGCUACCAGUUGCAGAUGCGUUGCCAGAGGCUCCCAGCCAGCUACUGGAGCGAAUGGAGCCCCACAAAGCACUUCACCACCCACGAGAAAGCGCCCUCAGGAGAGCUGGAUGCCUGGUGGAGGCGGAAGCCCCCUGCAGGGCCUGCGUCGAGAGCCCAGGAGGUGCAGCUGCUCUGGAAGCCUAUGAAGCCCAACGAGGCCAACGGCAAAAUCCUGGGCUACUGGGCCACACUUAGCACCAGGACGCCCGGCCAAAAGCGGCCAGCCACUCUCUGCAACACCACGGAGACGCACUGCACUUUCUCCCUGACACCGGGAGCCCUGAUGAGGAUCCAUCUUGUGGCCUACAAUAGCAGAGGCCCCUCACAGCCCACCCUGGUCUCUUUGUUUGAGAAGCAAGGUCCGCCUGUGCCCAAGAUCCGCGUCUCCCCUCACGAUCGGAGCAGCUUCUGGGUGAGCUGGGACCCCCCGGGGGCACCAGCCACCGGCUACGUCAUUGAGUGGCACCGGGUGACCUCAGGGGACCCCCUGGGCGAUCGUGACCUUGGCUGGACCAAGCUGCCGGGCGGAGACCUCACGCAAGCCUUGAUCCAAGCAGAAAACAUCUGGCCGUACCAGCCGUACAACAUCUCCCUCUAUCCCCUCUAUAAGGACGGAGUGGGAAUGCCCCAGCAUGUGGCAGCUUACACCCUGCAGAAAGCUCCUUCUGAAACCCCCAAACUUCAGGCCUGGAGCAUCACUAAGACGACAGCAGAGCUGCACUGGGAGCCCAUCCUCGUCGAAAGGCAGAAUGGCUUCAUCACCAACUACACCAUCUUCUGGAUCGGGACCGAUGAGGACAUGAACAGCGCCGUUGUGAACGCCUCUGAGGACACCUUCACCAUCACCGGCCUGUGGCCCGCCAGGAGAUACGAGGUGCACAUGAUGGCCUCGACGGCAGGCGGGCAGACCAACGGCACCACCCUGAUGCUCUACACCAAGGCCAUGGAUGGCACAGAUAUACCCUUUGUGUACGGGCUCACUGGGCUGCUCUUGCUCAUGAUUAUUGUCCUGGUCAUCUGCUUCCAAAAGAGCAAAAGGAUGAAGACGCAGUUCUGGCCCAGCGUGCCCGACCCCGCCAACAGCAGCCUGGGCCGGUGGGCGCCUGCCGUCCUGCACCAGGAGAACCUGCCGCCUCCCAAGGCCUGCGAGCUCAGCCCGGUCGUCGUUUCCGCCCUCUUAGUGGCCGAGGCCGAUGGGAAGACGCGUCUCUGCUGGGGGCAAGGCGAGCCCGCCCAGGAGGGCUGCCCAGGCUCCCCCGAGCGCGACGCCCACGACGCGGAGGCCCCGCGGCCCAGCAGAGGCCCCCCCGCGGCGGCCCGGCGGGCCUCCUACAUGAACAGCGCGGAGGCGCUCCAGUAUGGGCUGCUCCUCGGCGGCGGCGGCGGCGGCGGCAGCUACUGCAGCCAGCGGGACGCCUCGCCCUGCCUGGUCUCGGUGCGCCCCGGCUCCACGCGGCCGCUCCUGGGCAGCAGCCUGGCGGCGCUGAGCCCGGUGCUCCUGCCGCCCUACGAGAACCUCCUGUGGCCGCUUCCUCCCAGCCCGCAGCCGGAGGGAGGACCCGCCCGCCGCCGCCGCCACGUGCAGGAGGAGGAGGGGGCGGCGGCGGCGGCCCUGACGGAUUUCCCCUUGCUGCGGGGGGUCAUGCUGGACGGGGACGAGGACCUGAGCCACCUCCGGGGCCUGUAGGAGCGCGCCCUCCGCCCUGUGUGUGGAGCAGGAGGGCCCUGCCAGGGCGGCCGAGGCUGCGCUCCGUGCUCCCAGAGGCCCCCAAGAGCCAGACGGGCGCCCGGAUCGCCAGAAGCAGCCGGGACACUCGCGCCACUC